Labeo rohita (rohu) is the source of this 5053-nucleotide messenger RNA. RefSeq names its product folliculin interacting protein 2 (gene fnip2). Lineage: Eukaryota; Metazoa; Chordata; Actinopteri; Cypriniformes; Cyprinidae. The record is from RefSeq and is a predicted model, not a curated record. The coding region runs from base 530 to 3157 and encodes 875 amino acids. The transcript has 18 exons. Gene Ontology annotation, cellular component: cytoplasm. Gene Ontology annotation, molecular function: ATPase inhibitor activity; protein-folding chaperone binding.
GUGUGUGAAGGAUAAAGGGAGCCUGUGCAGGGCAGUGUAUUGUUCAGCAGCUGUGUGUUAGAAAAGACUGAGCAACAUAUCGUCUAACACACACAUACGCACAUUAACACUUAGCAGUCCAUAUACAAAGUCCGUACACGCGACACAAACACAAAGUGAUUUCUAACUGAUACAUGGACACUGAUAUAACGUACACACACUGCAUCAUCUAUGCAAUCAGAGAGAAGGGGCGCUGCCGACACCAUUUGUGUGCGUGUGUGUGUGUGGUUGUGUGUGACUUGGGCACUCAGAGCUUGGACAAGCGGAGAUGGAGACUGCAUGCCUGUGUUUUUUGUUGUUAGACUGUGAUGAUCUUCUGAUGUUUAAUGGAAGAAACAUGCAACUGUGUGAAUGGUCCACUUUCCGUGCCUACAGCCACACUCUUGGACAGUUUCGGGCAUCUUGUGAUUGUUAUUCAUACCUAUUUUGGAUGUGUAUGUAGUGCUUGGAGGUUGGAAAUGAGUGUCUGAUUGCUUUAUCAUACACCAGGAUGGAAAGCAGUUGGGCGUCUGCUGAGUUUGAUCUAGCUCAGAUCAGAUUGAUAGUGUAUCAAGAUUGUGAGAGAAGAGGGCGCCAGGUUCUUUUUGACUCCAAAGCAAUACACAAACUGGAUGCAUCCGAGCCGUCUGCUGAUGAAACCAAAAAUCCCCCCAACCGGAGUGGUGCUUGCCAUAUCGGCAGCCAAGCAAGUGAGAAAGACAAGCCUCCUACAUAUCAGUAUACAAGACCGGCUUCAGAUGUGAACAUGCUUGGUGAAAUGAUGUUUGGCUCAGUUUCCAUGAGUUACAAAGGCUCAACUCUUAAAAUUCACCACAUUCGGUCUCCACCACAGCUGAUGGUCAGUAAGGUUUUUUCUACCCGGUUUGGAAGCAGCACCUCUGGAAGUACAAAUACGCUGCAAGACAGUUUUGAGUCAAUGAGCCAAACUUUUCCAAGUCACACCAGCAGCAUAGGAGUUUGCUGCGUGCCUAGCGCUCCUCUGCUCUGCCUGGCUCGGAGCGCGUCUUUCUUUGCAGCCCACAGUAAUCCAGUGGACAUGCCAAGCAGAGGACACAGUGAGGAUGGAGACAGUGGCAUUGCUCGAUCAGCAUCUCUGAGCAGUUUGUUGGCCACUCCCCUACCGUCACCUGGCUCCUCCUUCAGUAGUGGCUGUGCCAGCAGUUACCAAAGGCGAUGGCUCCGUAGCCAGGCCACCAGUCUUCAGCAUGGCCCUGUGCCUCGCUGGAACACUGAAGAAAUGUUCAACCUGUCUGACGAGAGCUGCAGCUCCAACCCUGCGAUGAUCCGGAGGAAGAAGAUUGCCAUCAGCAUCAUCAUCAGCCUGCCGGAGAGAGAAGAGGAGAACCACAAUUUUCAGGAGUUUUUCUUCUCCCACUUUCCUCUGUUUGAGUCUCACAUGAACAAACUCAAGACUGCCAUCGAAAGGGCAAUGAUUGUGUGCAGAAGGAUAGCAGAAUCCAGUCAGCGAGUACAGGUCUAUCUGUGUCGAGUGAUGGAAGCACUGGGAGAAUUCAGGAUGACGGUGUGGAACUUGUACAUGGCUCCCCGCAUCAGCGAGCCAGUCUGGCUUUCCAUGAUAUCCCAGAGUACCGAGCGAAACCUGCUGUGUCAGCGCUUCCUAAAGGAGAUGAGUUUGCUGAUGGAACACGGAGCCAAGAGCCAGUUUCUCUCCGCUCUCCUUACUGCUGUUCUUACACAUCACUUAGCCUGGGUUCCCACGGUGAUGCCCAGCAGCUUUCCGCCAAUCAAAACUGCCUGCCAGAAGCCUGCCUCCCAGACGGUGGAUCUUUUGGCAAAAUCUCAUCCAUACAACCCACUGUGGGCUCAGUUAGGUGAUCUGUAUGGUGCUUUGGGCUCUCCAGUGCGAAUGUGUCGAACGGUGGUUGUGGGACGCAGGAGGGAACUUGUACAGCGAGUCUUGUAUGUUCUGUCCUACUUCAUUCGCUGCUCAGACCUGCAGGAGCAUGUGCAGCCACAAGGACAGAAGGACAAUCCAGCCAAUCCCUGCAGCUCUCAAACCACAGAUCCCACCCCUGAAAAGACAUUUCCCCCUAAACCAGAUUCAUUAAACCCCACUGCUUGUGUUAUUGGGAUUAGUGAAAAAGCACUGAACUCUGAAUUGGGUAACACUGUUCCAGGCUCUUGUGUAGAACAAAAUGAUGAGACACUUUUGACUGAUACAAAACCAACCAAUCCAUCCUCCAUUCUGGAAUCAUCCACUGUCAAGCCUGAAUGUACAGAAAUAGGACAGGAAUGUUUUGGAGAAGACAUUGACUCUGCAGGUGGAUUAGAGCACAUUUUGGCCAAUCAAAGUCCUCUUUUGCAUCGGGUGCAGUUUCACAUUGGCAGUCCCAGGGAGAGUGAGAAUGAAGGACAAGCUGGGGGUCUUACUGGGGCGGGGUGUGGACGGGGAUUGGACAAGAAGUUGCAUCACAGGCUUUUGACUGAUAUUCGAAGGAACGAGAGCUCAGAUAGUGCUCUAGGUGACAGUGAUGAUGAAGAAACAUCACUACGAGAACUGUACAUGGCUACUGAACAAAAGGAGUAUGAGUUACCACUACCAAGUUAUCAGGUAGAGAGUCGGGCCAGUGUUAAUCAUUUUGGGCGUUCUUUGCUGGGUGGUUACUGUCCUCAGUACAUGCCUGACUUCGCCUUGCAUGGCAUCAGUUCUGAUCUCAGGCUCAAACAGUGCCUCAUGGCUGACCUGGAACACACUGUUCUCCAUCCAGCGCUGGAUGAACCAGUGGCCGAGGCUUUGUGCAUUGUGGCGGAUACGGACCGGCUGAGUGUGCAGGUGGUGACGAGUCAAAGGCGAGUGUGCGAGGGCGGGCGGUUGGGCAGGGAUGUGAUGGUGUCCAACCUUGUACACACACUCAUCACAUCAGUUCUGCAGCUGUAUGCGCUCAACAUCGCAACCGACUUUUGUGUGAUGCAUCUAGAAGACCGGUUACAAGAGGUGUAUUUUAAAAGUCGAUCCUUGGCAGAAUAUCUAAGAGGACAAACUAGGGUCCAUGUAAAAGAACUGGGGCUGGCACUGGGGAUUGAGUCCAGUGACAUUCCGUUACUUGCAGCAGUGGCCAGCACACACUCCCCCUACGUAGCCCAGAUCCUUCUUUAAAGACCAAGCAUGAUUUAUUUCAAUUUAAGGACCAAUCAGAAUGUGUUCCUGUUCUGCAUGGACCAGCAAGGAUCUGAUCGUUAUCAGAUGACCACACCAAUCAUGAUGCACUGUGCUCGACAACCAUUCGGAGCCUACACCCAGCCUUAAUAUACCAAUCAGAAUGCCUCGUUUGUCCAGCUGACAGUCUUUCCUGUGUGUGUAUGUACGUAUGUAUUUGCAUCUAACUGUCUAUAGACUGAAUCAUGCACCACAUUCUCAUUUUACAAUAUCUCAUGUCUUUUUAAGUCUUAUUUGAAAGGGAAGACUGGAGAACGCACAUGUUAUUGAUGGGAAAACAUCACCAUGAGCAAGAAUAUGGAGAAGCAUCUCUGAACGCACAGUAGUGUAGUUCAUUAAAGAUGAGAGCAUAUCUAUAAAAUGUAUAGCCUCUCUGUGAAGCACAUUAGUUUACAUCAAGAGCUGGCUGAUCUCGGAAGAAAUCGUUCCCCCAAAAAUAAAAAUUCUGCCAUAUUUACUUAUCAUGUUGUCUCAAAUUUGCAGGACUGAUUUUCCGCUUUUUUAAAAGGUAUCCUGGCCACUCUUGUCCAAAUAAUGGAAGUAGAAGACAACAAGGGCUGCUGCAAAAUGACAGAAAAGUAAUACAAAUAUCACUAAAAUAUUAUUUAUAUGAUUAUUAUUUUCUGUGUCUUCUUAAGAUAACUUUUUUGGACAUUUUGGAGCUUGACAGUCAAAACAACAAGGAUAAUCUUCUAAAAUUACACUUUUUCCACAGAAAAAAACAAAUAUGUGUUUGGAACAACAUGAGAGUUAAUAUAAAAUGACAGAAUUUUAAUUUUUGGGUGAACUGUCCCUUUAAAAUCCAAAACCAAUUGCUCUACAGCUCUGAAACAAUUUUAAACAAUAUUUUAAAAAUGCCUGAAAUUUUAUUCAAGAAAACUAUCAGUUGUGGCAAUAUAAGUUGCAAUAGGUUUUACUUCCUUAUGUUGGAAUUUGAUCAAAUCAAUCAGUUUUCAUAGUUUUCUACCCCGGUGUGAUUUUAAAAUUAAUUAAAUCUGUAAUUUAAGUAUUUUUCAUAUUCUAUAUUCCAUGUGUGUAUGGUACGAGUAUGUGUGCUUCAAUCUCAGAGAGAUGAGAGGAUGUUUACAUAAUGAAAGGAAAUGAAGAUUGGGUGAGAUAUUAAACUGUGUUACUGUUAAUUACUGGUCAGUCCACAGAAAGUGGAUUACAGUAUUAAUCUGGUGCUACUAUUGUGUCAAAGGCUUACUAAAGCACAUGCACACUUUUAUGCUCUGUCUUGCGAAUGCUUUAUAUUUCUUUCAGUUGUGUAUUGCACUGAAAGCCAAAUGUCACAGCAAUAGAAACCCAAGUUUGUGACACUAGAAAUUAAAUAAAUACUUUUUUUGUUUAUUGUUCCACUUUAAAGACCUACAGAAAGAUGAUUAUUUUUUAUAUUUUCGCAGAAUAUUCUACCUCAAGUAAAAGAUUGAAAGUGGCCUGUUCUGAAUUUCUGGGAUUGAUCAGUCAGUAUUACAUCAAGAAUGCAGUGUGCUGAUAUCUUCGAUGAUUAUACACUUAAAAGCUGCAUUUGGGAUUAUAACAAACAUCUUUUACAUGUGUAAAUGUCUCGAGUGUAUUUCUGUACUGAAAGUACAUGUAAAAUUGUCUUGGUUUUUUAUCAUUUUUGUGGAAGUUGAACAUUGAACACUAAGUUUUUGCCACUUUUAGUAGUCUCUUUUGAGGCUAACAAAUGUAAUCUUGUUUUUCUUUUGGUCUGCUCUGUGCAUGGUGUUUACACAUAAGGUUGAAUGCGGUUGGGUAUUUUGUCUGUGACAAUAGGAUGUUGCAAGAACUGAACUAGUGAUGAAUAAAAUUGUCAAGAAUUUGAUAACUCUC